CGAGACGCCGCGCGCGAGCACGUCGGGGUUCGUCGCUCCCGCGCCGCGCGUCGCAUACGGUCUCAUCGCGCUUCCCGCGCGCCCGGAGCGGCGCGGGGCGACGCGGGCGAGGCGCGCGCGAGCGUACGCCGGGGCGACAUCGAACGAGGCGGCGGUCCGAGGGCGCGGAGUUCAACCGUUCCCGCCGGAAUCUAAUUCCGCGCGGGGUCUCGCCCGGGGAACGCCGCGACGUCGACGACGCGCGCGUCCCGGGGCGCGCGCGACGCGAUACGAGGAUACCGCACAGACUGUUCGGAUAUUUCCAACUCCAGCCAGCCCCCGUGACGAGGAUCGAUCAAUUUGAUUUGAUUGACUCAAAGUCGGUUUGAACGAAAUUCACACGCCCGCCGGCCGCGCGCGCCCUCGCGGAGGGAAGAAGGAAGGAUCAUGUCGCUCUCGACGUCGCCGAUACUCGCCGCCGCCGCGAGCAACGACCUCGCGACGACGCGCUGGCUCCUCGAGCGCGAGGGCGUCCCGAUCGACCUGCGCGGCGACUGGUUCGCGCCCGAGACGCCGACGAACGGUCCGGGCGAAGCGAAUAAUAAUAACGCGAAUAACGCGACCGGCGCGCUUCGACGCAAACGCCGCACGCCGCUGAUGGUCGCCGCCGCGCACGGAUCUCUCGACGUCCUGUCCUACCUCCUCGCCGCGGGCGCGGACGUCAACGCGCGGUCGGACGACGACGAGCGGUGCACCGGGAUGCACUGCGCGGCGAGCGGCGGGUCGAGCCUCGCGGCGGACGCCAUCGCGCUUUUGAUGCGUUUCGGCGCCGACUCGGGCGCGUUGGACGCGAGAGGACGCGCGCCCGUGGACGUGUUGCCUCCUUCUUCCGGUGGUAUUAGUGUUGUUAACGGUGGUAGUAACGCGCCCGAAUAUGGCGUUAGUUACACGGGUGGGAACGCCGCUACUAACCUCGCGACAAAGUCGAGGCGGGAGAGUUCGUCGGGCGCGAGCGGCAGCAGCGACUCGGGCUCGACGUCGCCGCGGGGCGACGGCGGCGGCGGCGGCGGGGAUCGAACCGGCGGCGGCGGGCGGCGCCGAGACUCGAGCGGGCGAGACUCCGGGAGCGAUAACAGCGGCGGAAGCGAGCAGUGCUGGUUCGUGGACGGCGCGAGGGAGGAGCAGCCGGGUUGGGGCUUCGGAGGACUUCAACAACACGCGGGAGGCGGGUAUCAUCCUCAGAUGAUGCCCGCCCACCCGAGCGCGAACCCGAACCCGACGAAUAAUUCGUCGAGUCCGUCCGCGACGGGCGCGGGCGGUCUGGGGGCGCGCCACGUUGGCGCCACGUCAUCAGCGGGUCCGUCCGGCGGCGCGAACGGCAACGAGCCGGACGAGAGGACGAAAAUGUCAGACGACUUCCGGAUGUACGAGUUUAAAGUCCGACGAUGCAGCCGGACGCGCGCGCACGACUGGACCGAGUGCCCGUUCACGCACCCGGGGGAAAAGGCUCGAAGACGCGACCCGCGACGAUUCAACUACUGCGGCGCGGCGUGCCCGGAGUUCCGCAAGGGGAGCUGCCCGAGAUCGGACGCGUGCGAGUUUUCGCACGGCGUGUUCGAGUGCUGGCUGCACCCGAGCCGGUACCGCACGCAGCUGUGCAAGGACGGUUCCGCGUGCGGUCGCCGCGCGUGCUUCUUCGCGCAUCACUCGUCGCAGCUGCGGCCGGCGACGGACGCGUUCGGGAACCCGCUCACGAGUCAGCGGGGGGCGGCGGACGGCGGCGGCGGACUCGCGGGGCCCAGGAACUCGAUGGACGGCAUGAGCGGCGGGCACGGCGGAUACGAGAGUCCUCCCCAGACUUGUCCGGGGUCCAACGCGCGGACGCCGCGGCAGAGUCACGACGGCGGGCACGGCGCGGGCGCGGGCGCGGCGGCGGCGGCGGCGGCUACCUCCCUCCUUACGCGACUCCCUCGAACGGGACCCCCCUGAAUC
Micromonas pusilla CCMP1545 is the source of this 1971-nucleotide messenger RNA. RefSeq lists its product as uncharacterized. NCBI's taxonomy places the organism in Eukaryota, Viridiplantae, Chlorophyta, Mamiellophyceae, Mamiellales, Mamiellaceae. The coding region runs from base 427 to 1968 and encodes 513 amino acids. The transcript has 4 exons. Gene Ontology annotation, molecular function: metal ion binding; protein binding. The record is from RefSeq and is a predicted model, not a curated record.